Messenger RNA from Erpetoichthys calabaricus (reedfish), 1671 nucleotides. RefSeq lists its product as uncharacterized. NCBI's taxonomy places the organism in Eukaryota, Metazoa, Chordata, Cladistia, Polypteriformes, Polypteridae. The transcript is spliced from 2 exons. The coding region runs from base 129 to 1160 and encodes 343 amino acids. The record is from RefSeq and is a predicted model, not a curated record.
AGUUGGGCAACUACAACAGAAGUAGUAAGGGUGACAGCAAGAAGGGUGCUUGGCGUGACAUCUGGACAGAGGAAACUGAAACCUGGUGGUGGAAUGAGGAAAUACAGCAGAGUAUACAGAGGAAGAGGAUGGGAAAGAAGAAGUGGGAUAGUCAGAGAGAUGGAGAAAGUAGACAAGAGUACAAGGAGAUAAGGCACAAGGUGAAGAGAGAGGUGGCGAAGGCUGAAGAAAAGGCUUAUGAUGAGUUGUAUGAGAGGUUGGACACUAAGGAGGGAGAAAAGGACCGGUGGGCUAGACAGAGGGACCAAGCUGGGAAAGAUGUGCAGCAGGUUAGGGUGAUAAAGGAUAAAGAUGGAAACAUACUCACAAGUGAGGAGAGAGUGUUGAGCAGAUGGAAAGAGUACUUUGAGAGGCUGAUGAAUGGAGAGAAUGAGAGAGAGAAGAGGUUGGAUGAUGUGGAGAUAAUGAAUCAGGAAGUGCAACGGAUUAGCAAGGAGGAAGUAAGGACAGCUAUGAAGAGGAUGAAAAAUGGAAAGGCCGUUGGUCUAGAUGACAUACCUGUGGAAGCAUGGAGGUGUUUAGGAGAGAUGGCAAUGGAGAUCUUAACCAGAUUGUUUAAUGGAAUCUUGGAAAGUGAGAGGAUGUCUGAGGAGUGGAGAAGAAGUGUACUGGUGCCGAUAUUUAAGAAUAAGGGAGAUGUGCAAGACUGCAGUAACUACAGGGGGAUAAAAUUGAUGAGCCACAGCAUGAAGAUAUGGGAAAGAGUAGUGGAAGCUCAGUUAAGAAGUGAGGUGAUGAUUAGUGAGCAGCAGUAUGGUUUCAUGCCAAAAAAGAGCACCACAGAUGCAAUGUUUGCUGUGAGGAUGUUGAUGGAGAAGUUUAGAGAAGGCCAGAAGGAGUUGCAUUGCGUCUUUGUGGACCUGGAGAAAGCAUAUGACAGGGUGCCUCAAGGGAAGCUUGUGAUAUUGUAUGAGGAAGUCAGGAGUGGCAGAGAAGUACGUAAGAGUUGUACAGAAUAUGUACGAGGGAAGUGUGACAGCGGUGAGGUCUGCGGUAAGAGUGACGGAUGCAUUCAAGUUGGAGGUGGGAUUACAUCAGGGAUCAGCUCUGAGCCCUUUCUUAUUUGCAAUGGUGAUGGACAGGUUGACAGACGAGAUUAGACAGGAGUCCCCGUGGACUAUGAUGUUUGCUGAUGGCAUUGUGAUCUGUAGCGAUAGUAGGCAGCAGGUUGAGGAGACCCUGGAGAGGUGGAGAUAUACUCUAGAGAGGAGAGGAAUGAAGGUCAGUAGGAACAAGACAGAAUACAUGUGUGUGAAUGAGAGGGAGGUCAGUGGAAUGGUGAGGAUGCAGGUAGUGGAGUUGGAGAAGAUGGAUGAGUUUAAAUACUUGGGAUCAACAGUACAGAGUAAUGGGAAUUGUGGAAGAGAAGUGAAAAAGAGAGUGCAGGCAGGGUGGAGUGGGUGGAGAAGAGUGUCAGGAGUGAUUUGUGACAAACGGGUAUCAGCAAGAGUGAAAGGGAAGGUCUACAGGACGGUAGUGAGACCAGCUAUGUUAUUUGGGUUGGAGACGGUGGCACUGACCAGAAAGCAGGAGACAGAGCUGGAGGUAACAGAGUUAAAGAUGCUAAGAUUUGCACUGGGUGCGACGAGGAUGGAUAGGAUUAGAAAUGAG